This is a messenger RNA of Hippopotamus amphibius kiboko, 669 nucleotides long. RefSeq names its product glutathione S-transferase A4-like. Gene Ontology annotation, molecular function: glutathione transferase activity. Gene Ontology annotation, biological process: xenobiotic metabolic process; glutathione metabolic process. The transcript has a single exon. NCBI's taxonomy places the organism in Eukaryota, Metazoa, Chordata, Mammalia, Artiodactyla, Hippopotamidae. The record is from RefSeq and is a predicted model, not a curated record. Bases 1 to 669 code for a protein of 222 amino acids.
AUGGCGGCCAAACCCAAGCUCGACUACUUCUGUGGCCGGGGCAGGAUGGAGUCGAUCCGCUGGCUGCUGGCUGCAGCUGGUGUGGAGUUUGAAGAAGAAUUUCUUGAAACAAGAGAACAGUAUGAGAAGUUGCAGAAAGACGGACGCCUGCUUUUUGGCCAGCUGCCUCUGGUUGAAAUUGAUGGAAUGGUGCUGUCGCAGACGAGAGCCAUCCUCAGCUACCUUGCUGCCAAGUACAACCUGCAUGGGAAGGACCUGAAGGAGACAGUCAGGAUCAACAUGUAUGCUGAUGGUACCCUGGACCUUAUGACGAUGGCGGUGCUGGCUGCGUUCAAACCCCCCAAGGAAAGAGAGGAGGACUUUGCUUUAAUCAUGAAGAAAGCUAAAAGCCGGUACUUCCCGGCCUUUGAAAAGAUUUUGAAAGACCAUGGGGAGGGUUUUCUCGUUGGCAACAAAUUCAGCUGGGCAGACAUACAGCUCUUGGAAGCUAUUUUAAUGGUGGAAGAACUCAAUGCUUCUGUUCUUUCUGACUUCCCUCUGCUAAAGGCAUUUAAAACAAGAAUCAGCAACAUCCCUACAAUUAAGAAGUUCCUGCAGCCUGGGAGUCAGAGGAAGCCACCCCCAGAGAGCCACUAUGUUGAAGUUGUCAGGAACAUUUUGCAGCUCUAA